UGGCGGUUGAUGUUUUAUACACAAAACAAAAUUGUGACAGCUGUUAUAGAUAUGUAAUAGGUAUGUAUGUAUUUAGUUGCUCCGUGUAUACACAAACCUAUACAAGUAUCUAAGCGCAUAACUAGUGGCACUGCUGUACCACGCGAUAUAAGUAGAAGUUAGUGGCCAAGUAUCAAUUACUAGUGCGGCUACUUCGACGAAUAGUUCUUGAUUCUGUCGUUUGCGUAGUGGUAGUUAUAUUGAACUCUAGAUACGAAAAUAGGCCGCAAUAUGCUGUGUGGAAAGUUUCUUCGGGGUCUAUGCUAGCGUAUAUCCACCCCAGUAUCCAAAUUACUCUGAGCCAUGCAGCUGCUACCAGGGCCAGCCCGAUCGCUGGCUUCCAACAUUUCUAGAUAUUCACUAUCGUGUCGUCCACACCACCCAGCAAACAAACUACGAUGUACGCUUGCAGCCCAGGAUAUACGGCAACUUACCAGCAGAUUGUCCCAUAGUUUUGGGCGAGGAAGUCACCUUAACAUCACUUCUAGAAUUAAAAAUAGAACCGGUGGGAGUGAAUGUGCUCGCCACUUCAGCAGUAGUACAGUGACAGGGACUAGUCUGUCACCUGCGUGCAAAUGUCGCGGCAACCCGAAUGCACGAUGUUAUACAGCAUGGAGUGGGAAGAGUGUGGGCUCUAGGAUGGUUAAUCGAAGAUUAGUGCACACGAAAGUAGCAGGAAGCCAGGUCAAGCAGUCACUGUACUGUUCUAUUAGUAACGAGAAAGGUUUUAUAAGGGAUAGAUCAUUGGGGAGGAGAACGCUUUCAGUGUGCAAUAGCAAUGUGGCAGCUGUCGGCCAGAGUCCAGUGGACUUUCGUGUGGCUAUAAAUGGUGGUAGGGUGUUGAAUACGCUACGUACGCACACACAACCACGUAUCCAGGCAUCUAUCUAUAACAACAUACACACACAUACAGGCCUUCGACUUCAAAUACACACGACAGCUAACACGCCGAUUCGCCCAUAUUCACAGUCAACUACAUCUAAACACACACACAAACACACACACACACACCAGCAGAUCCAACCGUUGAUCUCAACUUCCAUAUACACGCUCUCAUAUCUGGGAAUACAGCACUACGUUAAUGUACUUAAACAGCCUCUGGCGCGUGGUCCCGUGAUAGGGGCUAGAUCGUACUACGUGCAAGCCAAUACCAGUUCUAUUAGUAGUAAUGGUAGUUGCGAAGAGUCUUCACUGUGUAAAGACACCUCUGCACCUAUUUAUAGCACAGAUUGCGGCGUAGAGACUAUAAGCGGUGAGGUAGAGGUCACUCCGGUGCCUACCGCUGCAAACCCGGCUGCAGAAGGUGUACAGUUGGUGGAAGAUAACCAAGUAAACAUUCAUCAAAGGCAAGUUAUCAAUACGGGCAAGGAAGGUGUGAUUAGCACACAAACAUCAUUAGCGUACGAUGAGGGUAAGACAGUCGCGGGUACUGGUGUGCAAAGUGGAGUUGGAUCGCACACGGACACCGGGAUACGCAAGGGUGCAGAACCGCACGCAGAGAAUGGCGCAGUACAAUCCCAGGAGUACGACCACACGGGCCAUUCGCACAGCAGAAGCGAAGUGCACAAGGGAAAGGACUGGCAAGCACCCGUAAGCUCUAAUAGCAACAGUCAGAGCAUACAGACGCCGCAUAGUCAUAGCAGGACAACAACGUAUAAACUCAAGGAUGUGACUACCGCCGUGCAGGAUAUCAUCAGACAGUUAGACGCGAGGGUGUAUGUACCGGAAAAGGGUGUGUAUGGUAGACUCGGUAAGAGUAGAAUUGGUACCGGUACGAAAAUGACUGUGAAUGGGAGGAGAAAAGUUACAAAUAGUACGAAAAGUGUGACCGAUGCACUGAUACGGUGCACGGUAGCGUCUAAGCCUGCGUGGAUCAAACAUUACCAGGAGCAAGAGAAAUACAUGAUAAAACAGAGCCGUACAGACACACACGUGCAGUCACAGUCACCGCAGGACGGCCAAACACAGACAGGCACACUAUCACACACUCAACCGAGGUUGGUUGGUUCUAUCGAGGACUUCUGUGCCUUGGCAUGGCAGUUAGCGGAUAAAACAGUGGCCAAAGGAUACACCCUUUCGCACCAUGACUAUCAGAUACUGGGUAGUUUGAGUACCAGAUGUGAGCUGGACGACCGCACGCUACAGUGCCUGGACAGCAUCGCGCGAUUUACACCUGAGGGCUCUGGGCGAAUUGAAGCCUGCAAUGACAUAGUCUCCCAGCUGGUACAGGACAGCGCGGGUGUGUCUGUUAUACUCCAGUUCCUGGACACGUGCAAGGUGGAGCCCAACACUGAGACAUUCAACCAUAUGUUACAGGGCAUGGUCAGACCACCGGACUCUGAAUCGGCACAGAUUGUACUGGCGCACAUGAAGGAGUUGGGUAUCCCUCGCAAUGAACAGACGUACGUCAAACUAAUCGCCGCUUAUGGGCAAGAGAACAACAGAAAAGGAGCCUUUACUACUCUCCGCGAUAUGCUCGAGGAUGGCAUCUUGCCUGUACAUGGGACUUGGAACACACUGCUGUCGUUCUUUCUCAAGCACAAGAAUGUCGCGGGCGCGCAGGAGCUAGUGCCAAUAAUGAGCGCACUGAAUAUGGAGAACAACACGAAAUCACAUCGACUGCUGCUUCAGCUGUAUAUGGAAACGGAUCAUGUGGAUAAGGCAGUCAACAUAGCACACCGAAUGUUAGCCAAGAAGUUAGAGUUCGCCGACGAUUCCUUGCAGAGCUUAGUCAAUAUAGUGUACGAGCAAAACAUGAUGGAGUCCGGCGCCGCGAUCAUCCGCCACGCGCGCCAGAGAGGCCUCGAUGUCCCGUUAUUAUAUGCCACUGAAACCGGUACGGUGACAUCAGCGACGAAUACUAGUACAGACGCUCAUGCCAGUGCACCUGUGCGUGCUGGGGACCGCCAAAUUGCCACCAAACGAUUAAAUUCUCCGUCGGUGUCCCGUGAGCAUCUGAGCGUCAAUGUUCGGUACAACAACGAAGUGCUCCUGCGACUCAGCAAAGCUGGCCACACGGAGACCGCCGUGGCUUUCUUCAAGAGGAUGCAGAGCAUCCCACUUCGAGGUACUCUCGCGUCCGGUCGACCCACCAACGAAUCGUAUCGUAUCAUGCUGGGCAUGCAUACCCGCGCUGGAAACAUCGACGAUGCGAUUCAGUUGUGGUUUCAAGAGCUUAGGCACGCCAAGGAUAUCAAAGCCGACCGCAAGACACACAACACAGUUCUGGCUGCUAUGCGCCGUAUGACGCCUAUGCCCACGGCGGUGCGCUAUGUGGAGCGGCUGAUAGGGGAGAUGCAGAAUGAAGUGGGAGUGGACACCACAAGUUACAACAUGCUGUUACACGCCUACUGUGAUAAUUUCCGACUGAGGAACGCCGUACAGACCCUUCUAGAUAUGGCUGACAGCCCCAAUCCCGAAGUUCGGCCCGAUGCAUAUACCUACCGAAUCCUUGGUAGAAACCUGAUCAUUCGCGGGCGUGUGGUGAUGUUGCAGCAGUACUUAGAAGCUACUAUAGACCGCAAUCUGGGCUUAGACCCGUGGUUGGAAACAUUGGCGCAGGCGAGUCUAGUGGGGCAUCGUGAGGUUUUCGUGCAAACGUGGGAGAAAUGUUUGCAGCAUUGCUCGAAUGGCGCAAUAGACAACAGCGACUUCAGGUUACACCAAACUGUGGCGUCUGGUUUGGCCGCCUUCAAGAUGUACGAUGAGUGUAUCGCCGCACUGGAGAGCAUACCCAGUGUCCCCCAUGCCUUAGUGGCUGAUAUUGUUAGCCGCUGUUCGUACCACAACGCGCCACAGGAUGUGCUGGAUCGUAUCCGGGUAUUUUCCCAUCCAACCCCUUUCGAGGUUGACGCACCAGUAUCGCAAAUACUGUCUCAUGCAGAACACCAACAACCACCACACACCCACACGGAAGGAGAUACUCUGCCUGCUAGUCAAGACAAGUACGCGAACAAAGAUGCUGAUAUCGUACAGACUGCUACCGAAGCGCCUCGCUCGCACUCUGAAAUAGCUACUACCGCACAGUCAUUGGAAACUCUCUCGACGGGUAAUGUGCAGCGGUUGCUAGUGCAUGCGAUGCAGAUAGCUGACCGACACACACUCAGGCGUGUGUUGUUUGCGAUGCCGCAAAUCCCAUUGCUGCAAGCUAAGCGACAGGCACUGUAUGAGCAACUUCUGAAGGGUUUGCGUGUGGUCAAUGACUGUGACGGGGCGCUAGAGGUGCUCAGACAGCUGUCGUUGCAUAAGGACAAGCCGAUUAACGGUGUGCAUAUCAAGCUAGUACUGGCUAUUGUGGCACGGACUGGCCGGGACGAGAUGGUGAAUAGAGUGUUCCCGAAGAUGCAUACCAAGACGCAAAAGCGGCACUUGUAUCCGGACUUGUACACCAGUGUGAUAAGUUCGCUCAAGAACAUCAAGGACAUCCCUAGCGUACUCUUGGUGUUGAAACAGAUGCAGCUUGCCGAGAUAGCAGUGAGCCCUGUGGCCUUGACCUAUCUGCGCCACAUGGUCAAAUCCACAGGUGUUGAUAACGUCUCCAAUCUGUCUCUGAGCGAGGUGACACAAAUUCUCAGCAACAAAUACGGCCGAGUGAUUGCGCACAAUGGCCGUAUUCCUUAUCAAGCACGACACGCGAUCACUCCCUUGUUGCCGCCAGCAACGACUGUCCCCUCUACUGUGAAAUCAGAGUCUGGAACUAAAGGGGAUAUGGGCGCCCCUGCAAGGGAUGAAUCGUUAAGUAAGACUUAUUCGUGUAGCAAGAAGCCAAACUCCGAAAACGCCAGUGCAACGGAUACGAAGACGGUAGUCUAUGCGUCAUCCGAUAGAAAUUCAGGGAACUCGGCGGAUACCGACUUUAACGUAUCGCCUACUGUACACGCUACAGGCAGCAAGUUCCAAGAACCCACGCCAUCACCGCACAAGGAACGAUCAACAACACAAGAAAACAAGGAAAGCGAGAAUUCGGAAGCAGCAACAGCUAGUCGAAUUGCUAAAUCUGAUCGGGUAAACAUUGAGCAUAACGGUACAAAGCAAGACGGUACCGAUACCCACAGUGGUAGAAACACAACCGAAGGGGGGCGUAACAAAAAGCAGAAAUUACGAAGUAGGAUUAGAGGUGGGAUUGAAGUUCUUAGGAGACGUUCACAGAGACAACAAACCCCUCCGAGAGGGUUCAGGGUACAGGGCAAGCGUGCUGGUGAGCUACUGAACUCGCCCAGCUCUUCCUCAACGUGCACACACACACACGUGUCACCGACACCGAUCGCGGACAGCGUACAUACCAUAUCAGAUAGUGAAAACAAUUUAUGCAGUAUUCUUGAGCCUGAGUCGCAUAGACCCAUUUGUAACGGCCCCGCUGUGCAAUACCCAGAGCCAACGGAUAGAAGUCAACAAGUGCUGUUGGCUCUGGUAGACUCGCUCACUAAAGAAGUGAACACGCUAAAGUCUAAAAUCGUGGGGCUGGACAACACUUUAGUGCAUAUUAAGCACGUCUUAGAAGAAAUGAACAUACCAACUAACACUGCCAGCUCCUUGGAGGAUGCUACGAGUGCCCCCCCACAUUCCAGUACAAACCCGUAUAUGCUCUCGCAUGCGAGUACACGGCACAAUACGCUGAAUGGCAUACCACCUCAAACCCAAAGUCAUAUACAUUCAGACACAAAGAUAGCGACACAGGCCGAAAAGCAGGCAGACGCAGAUGCAUGCGUGGAUGAUGAAAGGUGGAAAAGGUUUCCUUCACCACGACAGGCCCGAAGCGGUCACGCAGGCCUAAAUACCGCCAAAGAACGCGAAAUUCUUUGAAAUGAUUAGCAUGCGAGUCAAGCAUGGAAUUUAGAAGUCAUCAUGACAUUAACCACGACUAAAGAUAAAUUAAG
Molecule: messenger RNA, 5915 nt
Organism: Sphaeroforma arctica JP610
Lineage: Eukaryota; Ichthyosporea; Ichthyophonida
Exons: 12
Coding region: 343-5841 (1832 amino acids)
Molecular function (GO): protein binding
Source: RefSeq, a predicted model, not a curated record